Messenger RNA from Bactrocera dorsalis (oriental fruit fly), 5622 nucleotides. RefSeq lists its product as uncharacterized. The transcript is spliced from 15 exons. The record is from RefSeq and is a predicted model, not a curated record. NCBI's taxonomy places the organism in Eukaryota, Metazoa, Arthropoda, Insecta, Diptera, Tephritidae. Bases 1 to 5256 code for a protein of 1751 amino acids.
AUGUUAUCUCGAUUUCAGCGGAGCACCCAAAGAAUUCCGGUUACAAUUCUUCGAACAUACAUUCGGAAAAUGGCAACUGACUCUGGCAUUUUAGAAACAGUGGAACUGCAGUUACCGCAAGGACGCAUACGCGGCGCCAAGCGCCAGGCAGUCUACGGUGAGACCUACUAUAGCUUUGAGGGCAUACCAUAUGCUAAGCCGCCAGUUGGCGAAUUACGUUUUCGUGCACCGCAGGCAUUUGGAAAUUGGACCGACAUAUUAGAUGGCACGCAAAGUCCGCCCAAACCGGUACAAAAGAACCAAAAAACCGGCGAAAUAGAAGGCAGCGAAGAUUGUCUUUAUCUGAAUGUCUUCACCAAGCAUAUAGAUGCUACCAAGCAGAUGCCGGUCAUGGUUUGGUUAUAUGGUGGCGGCUUUCAGACUGGUCGUGCUGCGCGCGAGCAUCACGGACCCGAUUAUCUGAUGCGUGAAGAUAUUGUAUUUGUUUCUUUAAAUUAUCGUCUUUGUUCGCUGGGUUUCCUUAGCUUGAAUGACCGCAGUCUUGAUGUUCCUGGCAACGCUGCCAUCAAGGAUCAACUGCUCGCGCUCAAGUGGAUCAAGAAAAACAUUUACUAUUUCAAUGGCAAUUGUAAUAAUAUUACCGUUUUCGGUGAGAGCGCCGGCGCUACAUGUGCACACAUUUUGUCCUUGAGUGAUCAGGCACGUGGCCUAUUUCAACAAGCGGUCAUAAUGUCCGGUUCAGCACUGAGCUACUGGGCUAACAUGCCAGAAAAUAUGGGCUAUCGACUAGCUGCGUAUCAUGGUUAUAAAGGCGAGGCCAAAGACAAGCCAGUAUUGGAGUUUUUGCAAAAUUUGGAUGCGAGCAAAUUGGUCGAUCAUUCGCUGCUUAGUGAGGAGGAAAAUCGAUCUUUCCACUGGCUAACGUUUACACCGACAGUUGAACCCUAUGAGUCGGAACAUUGCGUAUUGCCAACCGAGCCAAUUAAUCUGCUGAAGUCGGCUUGGGGAAAUGGCAUACCGUUCCUCAUGGGCGGCACAUCAUUUGAGGGUUUAAUAAUGUAUCAGCAUGUGAAAAAGUUCCCAAAAAUUGUAGAUCUCGUGAAAAAAGCGCCGGAAUUAUUGUUAUUAGCUGAGUUAAAAGAUAUUUACGAGAGCAAUCGCAUUCAAGAAUUGAGCACACGCAUACUAAAUCUCUACUUUGGUAAGGAGAAAGACGAAGUAAUUUCUAAACAGAAUAAACUAGAUCCCACCUUUGAUUUUUUACAUCUUUGUUCGCAUAAAAUGUUCUGGCACGGUGUGCAUCGCAUCGCGCUUGCGCGUACGAAGUAUGCCACAGCCAAUACUUACCUCUACCGAUUCGACUUCGAUUCACCUACAUUCAAUCAUCAUCGUUUACGUUUCUGUGGCGAUGAAUGUGUGAAGGGCGCUGCACAUGGCGAUGAUCUCUCGUAUCUAUUCUAUUUGAAGGAAUCCAAAAAACUGGAGAAGAAUACGCCUGAAUAUGCUACCAUACAACGCAUGAUCGGCAUAUGGACUACUUUCGCUAAAUUGGGAAAUCCGAAUUGUCCCGAGAUUGCGCCAAAUGUAUGGCUACCAAUUGAAAAAACAAAUCCUGACUUCGGUCUGAAUAUUAGUCAGACGCUGCAAGUAAUGCAAAUACCCGAAGCGCCGAAAAUGAAAGCUUGGGAUUCUUUGUAUGACAAACCUUUGCUUUAUGGGUCUGCCUCCGAUACUGAGACUGAGUCUGGAAAAGAUACUACAGUACUUACAGUCUACGAACACAAAUACCAGCAAAAUCGACACACAACCGGCGAAACGUCGAUCGUCGAAACUGAGUAUGGCAAAGUAGAAGGUGUUAAGCGAUUAACUAUUUACGACGUGCCAUACUACAGCUUCGAGGGUAUACCCUAUGCACAACCACCUGUGGGCGAGCUGCGCUUUAGAGCACCACAACGACCCAUACCAUGGGAGGGUGUGAGAGAUUGCAAAAGUACAAAAGAAAUGGCUGUGCAGGCACACGUCAUAACCGGCACAAUGGAAGGAUCCGAAGACUGUCUCUACCUCAAUGUGUAUACGAAUAAUACACAGCCCGAUAAGCCGCGGCCAGUCAUGAUUUGGAUACACGGCGGUGGACUCUGCACCGGUGAGGCUACACGUGAAUGGUAUGGACCUGAUUAUUUUAUGCAAAAAGAUAUUGUGCUCGUGACAAUACAAUACCGACUGGGUGUGUUGGGCUUUUUAUCGCUCAGCACGCCCGAAUGCAAUGUACCUGGCAACGCUGCCCUUAAAGAUCAAGUUCUGGCUAUAAAAUGGGUUAAAAAUAACUGCGCGAGCUUCGGUGGCAAUCCCGACUGCAUAACGGUUUUUGGUGAAAGCGCUGGCGCUAACUCCGCUCACUGCAUGAUGCUCACCGCACAGACACAAGGACUCUUUCACCGCGUGAUUUUAAUGUCGGGCACUGCCCUUCCUCUAUGGGAGACGGAAGGUCAAAAGUAUCGCGCUUUCAAUCUCGCGAAAUUAGCUGGCUAUAAGGGUGUUGAUAAUGACAAAAGUGUGCUUGAGUUUUUAAGAAAGUGUAAAGCAAAAGAUUUGAUGGCGCUUGAAGGUCGGACACUGUCGUCAGAAGAUCGUGCGCGCAAUAUAUCAACGCCUUUUGUCUACUGCGUGGAGCCAUACGCGACGCCGGAAUGUGUGAUACCGAAGCCAAUAAGGGAAAUGAUGAAGACUGCGUGGGGCAAUGCGAUACCGCUGCUGGUCGGCCAUACGUCAGACGAAGGGCUGAUCUUCAUGCAGGGAGCCAAGGCCUUAGCCACUGCUGCCCAAAGACAAAAAUGUUAUUCCCUCAAACCCUUUGUACCCUUCGAAGUAGCCGACAAUGAAGAGAGUGAGAAAUUCGAGCAAAAAUUGAGAACAGUGCAUGUGAGUGGUAAGACUCCUACUAUCGAUGAAUAUAAAAAUAUCAUUGCCUACUGGUGCCUGCACUUGCCGCUCUAUCGUCUCAUACUUUCACGCUUAUCGCAUGCCGCCGGUGCGCCACUUUUCCUAUACCGAUUCGACUUCGACUCCGAAGAGUUGCCGCAUCCUUAUCGUAUAUUGCGUAUGGGGCGUGGUGUGAAAGGCGUGGCACACGGUGAUGAGCUUUCGUAUAUCUUUUCAAAUCUUUUUUCACAACGCUUGCCAAAAGAGAGUCGUGAAUAUAAGACUAUUAACCGUAUGAUAAGCUUUUGGACACAAUUUGCGCGCAGUGGCAACCCGAAUGACGAGGAUAUACCUGUAACAACUAAAACACAAAACAGCGCCAGCAUGUCUUUCGAUAUACCGUUCGGCGAUCAGAUGCGCAUUGCAUUAAGCUAUGUGAAAUUCAAAACUAAUCAGAGGCGCAUGCGCACAAAUGAAAAGGUUGUGACCGACACAAUUUAUGGCAAAGUGAAGGGCGUCAAAUGGCAUUCGGUUUACGGUGGUUCUUAUUAUAGCUUUGAGGGCAUACCCUUUGCCAAGCCACCGAUUGGACGUUUGCGCUUUAGAGCGCCCGAAGAGCCCGAACCAUGGACGGAUGUACGUCGCUGUACGCGCGAGCACCUUAAGCCAUGUCAAUACAAUAUUAUACUGAAGCAAGUGCAAGGCCGUGAGGAUUGUCUCUAUUUGAAUGUGUUCACAAAAACGCUGCAUCCUCAGAAGCCGAUGCCGGUUUUGGUUUGGAUCUAUGGUGGGGGUUUUCAAAUGGGUGAAGCCUCGCGUGAUAUGUACAGUCCUGAUUACUUCAUGAUGGAGAAUGUUGUAGUCAUUACUAUCACAUACCGUUUGGGUCCAUUGGGCUUCCUCGUGCUGGAGGACCCUGAGUUGGAUGUGCCUGGCAAUGCUGGUCUCAAAGACCAAGUAAUGGCUUUACGAUGGGUUAAGCGCAAUUGCCAAUUCUUUGGAGGUGAUCCUGAGAACAUCACUGUAUUUGGCGAAAGCGCUGGUGCUGCCUCAACACACUACAUGAUGCUCACCGAACAAACUCGUGAUUUAUUUCACAAGUGUGUCUUAAUGUCUGGUACCGCACUGGCACCAUGGGCCAAUAUACCGCAAUACAAUUGGGCUUAUCGAUUGGCGAAAGCCACUGGCUACCGCGGCGAAAAUGACGAUCGGCAAGUUUUCGAACACUUGCAGCACUGCAAAGCGAGCAGUAUGGUGAAGGUGUGCGAAGAUCUGCUCACCAGUGAUGAGCGUCAUCAGAGGAUGAUGUUCAGUUUUGGGCCGACAGUAGAGCCAUACGAGAGCAAACAUUGUGUUAUACCGCGUCCGCCUUUGGAAAUGAUGCGUAGCGCUUGGGGCAAUGAUAUACCCUUGCUAAUUGGUGGCAAUAGUUCAGAGGGUUUGCUAAUGUUCACCGAGGCGCGAAAAUAUCCGGAACUAAUGCACAAAUUGAGUAAAGAUGCCACAUAUUUGGUGCCGGACGAUGCGAAUGUGAAUGUGGACCAGCGAAAGGGUUACGGUGAGAAGUUGUUGCGUCUACAUUGCGGUGACAAUGAACCUCGUUGGGAAACAGUAUUGCAGUAUGCCGAUAUCUUCUCUUACAAAUACUUCUGGCAUGGCAUCCAUCGUACGUUACUUUCACGGCUUCAUCACGCCAAUUCGCCUACUUACCUCUAUCGUUUCGAUUUCGAUUCGAAACACUUCAAUUUCAUGCGCAUCAUCACCUGUGGUCGCAACGUGCGCGGCACCUGUCAUGCUGACGAUCUCUCUUACUUAUUCUACAAUGCGGGUGCCAAGAAGCUGAAACAACGCAGUGCCGAAUUUCGCACCAUUCGCCGAUUGACCACAAUGCUAGUGCGUUUCGCCGAAUGCGGCAAUCCAAAUAUACCGAUGAAUGAAGGGCACGACCACAGCUACCAUUAUCGCCAUCACCAUCGGCAACCGGCACACCACGUGCAACCAGUUCAGGCCAAUAAUCAAAAUGGCAGUAGCAAUGCGCUUCAAAAUGUGCAACACAAGGCAAAUGGUGAUGGGUACGAACACCAUAGCCGAGAGCACAGUACGGACGGCAGUUUUGAUGAUAGCGUCAGCGACGGCAUCGAGCUGGCGCUGGAGGUGAAGGCGGCAUUGACGAAAAAUGAAACGCCACCACAAGAGACAUGGUUGCCAGUAUCACGCGACUCGCACAUAUUCAAAUGCUUGAAUAUCUCCGAUGAAUUGGAGGUGAUAGAUCUGCCCGAGGCAGAAAAGUUGCGUUUGUGGGACGAAAUGUACACAGAUAAAGCCCUACUCUAUUGAGUUCGUGCUUAUUUUGGGCACGUAAUUACGCUUUCCGGCUGCUGUGUGGUUUGGUUUGUUGCUUAGCCACUUAGUUUGACAGUUGAGAGAUUGGUUGUGAUGGGUUGGCUGCACGUGAUGUAACUGUAGACGUGGCGUAUUUAAAUGUGUUUGUUUCAUAGCAAGCCUUUGAAGAUAUUUCAAAAUAUACCCUUCAUAUGUGAUAUUAGGUGGAAAAUACAUUAUAUCAAAACUCUGUACAAUCAGUUUUAUUUAUUUCUACACUGCUAAGCAGUUCGAACUUUAUUUAUUUGUGUAACAAUUUCAUAUAUUAGCAUAUUUGUAUAUAAACACUAUUUAAAUAUAUAUAUAUAUUUAUUUUAUAUA